AUGGAGAGCAUAGACUUGAAGAUUCAGUUGAUGAAGAACGAUUACAAUAGUCAAACCGUUACGAGGACAGAGAUGGAGGAAUUGUACGAGAAGCACGAAAUUGAAAUGAGAGAUUGGGUCAAGUUCACUACGGAUCGCGAAAUAGAAAGACUAUAUCGUCUGAAGAUGAACACAGCUGCAAUUGCAGUACAAGCUUGGUGGCGUGGUCUUCUCGUAAGACUUGAACUUGGACCUUAUAAACAAUCGAAGAAGAAAGGCAAAAAGAAAAAAUAA
This is a messenger RNA of Arctia plantaginis, 273 nucleotides long. The record is from the annotation of a GenBank genome assembly. NCBI's taxonomy places the organism in Eukaryota, Metazoa, Arthropoda, Insecta, Lepidoptera, Erebidae.